AUGAAUGAAGGAGAAAAUGUCUCUGAUUAUUAUUCUCGAUUACUUGUAAUCGUGAAUGAAAUGAAGAGAAAUGGCAAAAAACUUGAAGAUGUUCUUGUCAUGGAAAAGAUACUUCGAUCCUUCACACCCAAAUUUGAACACGUGGUGACAGCAAUUGAAGAAUCAAAAGGCUUGGAGACUAUAAGUGCAGAGGAGCUGCUGGGAUCUCUCCAAGUUCAUGAACAACACAUUCUGAAGAAUGCAAGCGCCACAUCUCUUGAGCAAGCUUUAGAGUCAAAAUUAAAUUUUGACAAACCAAAGGGAGGUCGUGGUCAAUGGAAUUCACGACAUGGUGGUGUUAACUACCGUGGUCGAGGUCGAGGACGAGGAUGCAGUAAUACAAAUGACCGUGGUCCAUCUCAAGAAAGGAGAAAUUUCCCUAACCGACGAAAGCAAAAUGUCCAAUGUUACAACUGCGAAAAAUAUGAACACUAUGCCUCAGAAUGUUCGUACAAGAAUGAUGAUCAUGUCAACCUUGUUGAAGCAUCAAGCAGUGAGAGUAAGAAUUCUACUCUCUUAUUGGCACACAAUGAUUCCAUUGGUCAACAUGAUGUUUGGUACCUUGACUCUGGUGCAAGCAAUCGUAUGUGUGGAAGAAAAGAAACUUUUGUUGAACUCAAAGAAGGAGUUUGCGGAAAUAUGAACCUUGGAGAUUCCUCAAAACUUGCAGUUGAAGGAAGAGGACAAGUUCGGAUCUUCUAG
Corylus avellana is the source of this 741-nucleotide messenger RNA. The record is from RefSeq and is a predicted model, not a curated record. NCBI's taxonomy places the organism in Eukaryota, Viridiplantae, Streptophyta, Magnoliopsida, Fagales, Betulaceae.